Messenger RNA from Microsporum canis CBS 113480, 411 nucleotides. RefSeq lists its product as hypothetical. The transcript is spliced from 2 exons. The coding region runs from base 1 to 411 and encodes 136 amino acids. The record is from RefSeq and is a predicted model, not a curated record. NCBI's taxonomy places the organism in Eukaryota, Fungi, Ascomycota, Eurotiomycetes, Onygenales, Arthrodermataceae.
AUGACUUUGACGGUUCAGGCCCUUGAGUCAGGUACCUACAAAUAUGGCGUUACUCUGGCCUUCCGUCAUCUAUACCGUACUGCGUUAAAGUCCAUCAAGUAUUCAAGCCCUUCGCGCUACGUCGUCCGUUGGGUUCUACGAUCAUCCUUUAGAAAAGGUACUGAUAUAGAUUUUAAUCCACGCCGGAUUGUUAAUACACUACAUUUCCUCGAAAACGCAUCUCAACCCGGAAGCCUUGAGCGCAAGAUUUUGAAGACGUUAACGAUGGUCCGGUAUUGGCAGCAACCGCAUAUCGCAUGCACGUCACCAAUGGUUAUUGGAAGAAUACCUAGACCUCAAUCGAUCGGUGCGAGACAAUUUAACAGGACGUUGCAUCUACUAAACGAAAGUAUGGAGCUUUGUCUCAAGUGA